GCCUUCUAAAGACACUUCAGAGCGUGACAUGUAUUUGAUCGCACGAACAAAUGUUUCAAGGGUUUUUCCCCGUUUCCCGAUAAAGUGGGAACCCCGGACUAAUUACCCUUAGGGAUGGUUCCAACUAUCACGUCCGGAGAUUAUGAACAAAAGCAACAGUCCAUUGGAACCGUUUCCUUACAUGGCAUUUCAGUUGUUUCGUGAAAACCAAACUGAAAGGUUCGUUUUACCUUUUAUCUGCCAAGUUUUUUCGUCCUUUCUCCAACGUUCAAGUUUAAACCAAUCAUGAAUACCUGUGAAAACCAAGAGUUGCCAUUUCAAGAGCUGAUUGCCGAAUGCAACACAAUGCUGGCAAGAAUGGACACUCUUCAGUUGAACACCUUGAUAGAACGUUUCGCCGAGGAAAUCGAUUCCAGACAAAUUCUAAGCUAUUUGGUAGACGGUCGUUCUCUACUCACUUACCUUAUUUCUCGUCAGAUUGUUCGGCCUGAUAAUUUGUCAGCCCUCGUUGCCAUGGCAGAAGUGGCAGAGAGAUCUGACCUCAAACAAAUCAUUGGACGCUAUUGUUAUUCACCGUCAGGGUCGUCUGAUUUGGAAGACACCUGUGUAAUCGAUAAUGUUUUGACUUGUGUUUCUGAGACUAUACAAAAUGAUUGGAGAAAUUUGGCUCGCCAAUUAACUCUGGCAGAGUUUGACAUUGCCAACAUUCAAGCAUCUACCGGCAAUGAUCGGCAAUUAGCGGCUUCAGAGAUGCUUGACCUGUUUCGUCGAAAACGAUCAAAUCAAGAUUUCCUAAGAGAACUCGUUACUGCGUUGAGAGCCAUCAAACGGUUCAGCUUGGCAGCCAGAGUCAGUGAAUUGGCCAAUCCAUUACCAUUGCAAUAGGAUUGACCGAAAAAAACAAUCUGGCAGCUCCGGACGAACUUCCAUAGCUGGAUCCGCCCGAUGAACUUCCGUAUGUGGUCGACGAUGAGGACAUGCUACCAUAGCUGCUGGAUGAAGAGCCAUAUGCGGAUGAGCUGCUUCCGUGGCUGCUGCUGCUACCACUGCCAUAGCCAGUCGAGUAGGAUCCACCACCAGAAACGUUCGAUUGGGCAGCCGAGGCAGCAGCAGCUGCUUUGUUAGCGGCCUGUUGGGCGGAUGCCAAAUCAGCAAGACUGGCUUGUUGCUUCUGAGCGAGAUGUGCAGCAUUCUGUUGAGCCUGGAACGAAAUCGAUUUUUU
Molecule: messenger RNA, 1222 nt
Organism: Daphnia carinata
Lineage: Eukaryota; Metazoa; Arthropoda; Branchiopoda; Diplostraca; Daphniidae
Exons: 4
Coding region: 286-885 (199 amino acids)
Biological process (GO): signal transduction; regulation of apoptotic process
Molecular function (GO): protein binding
Source: RefSeq, a predicted model, not a curated record